Molecule: messenger RNA, 975 nt
Organism: Beta vulgaris subsp. vulgaris (sugar beet)
Lineage: Eukaryota; Viridiplantae; Streptophyta; Magnoliopsida; Caryophyllales; Amaranthaceae
Exons: 2
Coding region: 412-975 (187 amino acids)
Source: RefSeq, a predicted model, not a curated record
AUUAUAGGGUUUUAAUUUCAUAAUUUGAUGUUGUUACUUUGAAAUUAAGCUAUAGCGUCAUCUCAUUUUGCCUAUUUUCUUGUAAUUUUUCGUUUUAUUUCAUUCUUGUAUUUUUCGGAUUUUUUUUUGCUCUAUUUUUCAGUUAUAUCUCAGAUUUUAUGAUUUCAAUUUGAUAAUUUGAUGUUGUUACUUUGAAAUUAAGCUAUGAAAAAUGUCAUUCUCAUUUUGCCUUAUUUAUUUUCAUCUUAUGUUUUUUUUUCUCUUGCAUCAUUUCUCUCUAUACAUUUUGAAAUUCUUGUGUGUUUGGUGUGAAAUACAGUUGUUAUUGAUGCUGGAAUAAGUGGGAGGAUUUUGAUGAAUUGGUCUGACUUUUGCAAUUGAGAAUUGUUUGGUUUUGUACAUCAUAUUUCAAUGGAGGAAGUUGGAAGAAAAAAUUCUGUCCGUACGUUUGGAAGUCGUAUGUCUCCAUCCGGACUUCACUCUAUGAUUGAAAGUAUGAGUUCUGAACAAAGACAAGCGGUAAAAGAUAUCGGGUUCGGUGUUUUUCUUGAGUUGGGCUUUGGGGCUCUAAACAAUAAGCUAAGUCUUUGGCUUAUUGAGAACUUUGACCCAUAUAGUCGUACAUUAUAUGUACGAGAUGGGAAGAUCACGAUAGAUCGAGAAGAUGUUCAAGUGACUCUUGGCCUUCCUAUGGGUCCUAAGGUUGUGAAGGAAGCAAUGAAGGAUGAUGACAAUGACGAAUUCCGUAUUCUUUUCGAACAAUGGAGGAGUAUAUGGGGUUUGGAGAAAGGAUGCCCUAAAACUACAAAAAUGCCGGAGAGGAUUCUUACUUUGGGGGCCGGAGAUGAUUUCAAGAGAAGUUUUGUUGUUUUUGUUGUUUCCUCGUGUUUGCAUGGGCAGAAGAAUCAAUCUUGCACUUACAAGAUUUUGUUUUCACUCAUGGACACAAGUGAAAUAAGUCUUUCUUUUCCUUGA